This is a messenger RNA of Chrysochloris asiatica (Cape golden mole), 4404 nucleotides long. RefSeq names its product IQ motif and Sec7 domain 2 (gene IQSEC2). The transcript is spliced from 16 exons. The coding region runs from base 1 to 4404 and encodes 1467 amino acids. Gene Ontology annotation, molecular function: guanyl-nucleotide exchange factor activity; protein binding. Gene Ontology annotation, biological process: regulation of ARF protein signal transduction; actin cytoskeleton organization. Lineage: Eukaryota; Metazoa; Chordata; Mammalia; Afrosoricida; Chrysochloridae. The record is from RefSeq and is a predicted model, not a curated record.
AUGGAGGCGGGGUCGGGGCCCCCGGGGGGCCCGGGCUCCGAGAGCCCCAACAGGGCGGUGGAGUACCUGCUGGAGCUGAACAACAUCAUCGAGAGUCAGCAGCAGUUGCUGGAGACCCAGAGACGGCGCAUUGAAGAGCUGGAGGGCCAGCUAGACCAGCUCACCCAGGAGAACCGAGACCUGAGGGAAGAGAGCCAACUACACCGUGGGGAACUGCACCGGGACCCCCAUGGUGCACGAGAUAGCCCUGGCCGAGAGAGCCAGUACCAGAACCUUCGAGAGACCCAGUUUCAUCACCGAGAACUGAGGGAGAGCCAGUUCCACCAGGCAGCUCGAGACGUGGGCUAUCCGAACCGGGACGGCGCCUACCAGAAUCGGGAGGCUGUGUAUCGGGACAAGGAGCGGGACGCCUCUUACCCGCUCCAGGACUCUGCCUACCCACCCCGCGAGCGCGAUGUGGCUCAGUGCCACCUGCACCACGAGAACCCAGCCCUAAGUCGUGAGCGUGGCGGGCGGGAGGCCGGGUCAGCCCACCCAGGCCGUGAGAAGGAAGCCAGCUAUUCAGCGGUGGUGGGCGUGGGGUCACGGCCACCGCGGGAGCGGGGCCAGCUGAGCCGUGGCGCAUCCAGGAGCUCUAGCCCCGGGGCCGGUGGAGGCCACAGCACCAGUACCAGCACCAGUCCCGCCACAACCCUCCAGAGAAAGUCCGAUGGUGAGAAUUCCAGAACUGUCAGUGUGGAGGGUGAUACCCCAGGCAGUGACCUGAGCACAGCAGUUGAUAGUCCUGGGAGUCAACCCCCCUACCGACUGAACCAGCUGCCCCCCACCAGCAGCCACAUGGGGGGUACCUCUGUUGGAGUGGGCCUUCCCUGGGCUCAGCGAGCACGCCUCCAGCCAGCCAGUGUCGCUCUGAGGAAGCAAGAGGAGGAGGAGAUAAAGCGCUCUAAGGCCCUAUCGGACAGCUAUGAACUCUCCACAGACCUGCAGGACAAGAAGGUGGAAAUGCUGGAGAGGAAGUAUGGGGGCUCCUUCUUGAGCCGCCGGGCUGCCAGGACCAUCCAGACAGCCUUCCGUCAGUACCGCAUGAACAAGAAUUUUGAACGACUACGCAGUUCAGCUUCUGAAAGCCGCAUGUCCCGCCGCAUCAUCCUUUCUAACAUGCGGAUGCAAUUCUCCUUUGAGGAAUAUGAAAAGGCACAGAAUCCCGCGUACUUUGAGGGCAAGCCUGCCUCGCUGGACGAGGGUGCCAUGGCUGGUGCCCGGAGCCACCGGCUUGAACGAGGGCUCUCAUAUGGAGGCUCCUGUGGUGGGGGCAUUGAUGGUGGUGGAAGCUCUGUCACUACAUCUGGAGAGUUUUCUAAUGACAUCACAGAGCUGGAGGACUCCUUCUCCAAACAGGUAAAGUCUCUGGCUGAAUCCAUUGACGAGGCCCUGAACUGCCACCCAUCAGGGUCCAUGUCUGAGGAGCCGGGGGCAGGCCAACUGGAAAAGCGGGAGUCAAAGGAACAGCAGGAAGACAGCUCAGCCACAUCUUUCAGUGACCUUCCUCUCUACCUGGAUGACCCAGUUCCCCCACCAUCCCCUGAACGACUGCCCAGCACAGAGCCCCCAACUCAGGGCCGGCCCGAGUUCUGGGCACCAGCCCCUCUCCCAUCAGUUCCUCCACCAGUGCCACCAGGAACCCGGGAAGAUGGUGGCCGUGAAGAAGGCACUCGUAGGGGUCCUGGGUGCUUGGAGUGUAGAGAUUUCCGACUGCGAGCUGCCCACCUUCCCCUGCUUACCAUUGAGCCUCCUAGUGACAGCUCCGUGGACCUGAGCGACCGCUCAGAUCGUGGUUCUGUCCACCGCCAGCUUGUGUAUGAAGCUGAUGGCUGCAGCCCCCAUGGGACCCUGAAGCACAAGGGGCCACCAGGCAGAGCCCCAAUCCCACAUCGACACUACCCAGCCCCUGAGGGCCCAGCCCCAGCUCCUCCAGGGCCCCUGCCACCAGCCCCCAACAGUGGUACUGGGCCCAGUGGUGUGCCAGGGGGUCGGAGGUUGGGGAAGUGUGAGGCAGCAGGCGAGAAUUCUGAUGGUGGAGAUAACGAGAGCCUUGAGAGCUCCAGCAAUUCUAAUGAGACCAUCAACUGCAGCUCAGGCUCCUCAUCUCGGGACAGCCUGCGGGAGCCUCCAGCCACUGGCCUUUGCAAGCAGACUUACCAGCGGGAGACUAGGCACAGCUGGGACUCACCAGCCUUCAACAAUGAUGUGGUACAGAGGCGGCACUACAGAAUCGGCCUCAACCUCUUCAAUAAGAAGCCAGAGAAGGGUAUCCAGUAUCUGAUUGAGCGGGGCUUCCUGUCAGACACGCCGGUGGGAGUGGCUCACUUCAUCCUGGAGAGGAAAGGCCUGAGCCGUCAGAUGAUAGGGGAAUUCCUAGGGAACCGACAGAAGCAGUUCAACAGAGAUGUGUUGGACUGUGUGGUAGAUGAAAUGGACUUCUCUUCUAUGGAUUUGGAUGAUGCACUCCGGAAAUUUCAAUCCCAUAUUCGAGUUCAGGGCGAGGCCCAGAAAGUAGAGCGACUCAUUGAAGCAUUCAGCCAGCGGUACUGUGUGUGUAACCCAGCUCUCGUGCGCCAGUUCCGGAAUCCAGACACCAUUUUCAUCCUUGCUUUUGCCAUCAUUCUCCUCAAUACCGACAUGUACAGUCCCAGCGUCAAGGCUGAACGCAAGAUGAAACUAGAUGAUUUCAUCAAGAACUUGAGAGGGGUUGACAAUGGUGAAGACAUCCCCCGAGACCUCCUGGUGGGCAUCUACCAACGCAUCCAGGGACGCGAACUAAGGACCAAUGAUGACCAUGUGUCCCAGGUGCAGGCUGUGGAGCGCAUGAUCGUCGGCAAGAAACCGGUCCUGUCUCUCCCUCACCGUCGACUGGUUUGCUGCUGCCAGCUCUAUGAGGUGCCAGAUCCAAACCGCCCCCAGAGACUAGGGUUGCAUCAGCGGGAGGUCUUCCUCUUCAAUGAUCUCCUUGUGGUUACCAAAAUUUUCCAAAAGAAGAAGAUCUUGGUGACAUACAGCUUCCGUCAAUCCUUUCCCCUCGUAGAAAUGCACAUGCAGCUCUUCCAGAAUUCAUAUUAUCAGUUUGGGAUCAAGUUGCUAUCUGCAGUACCUGGCGGGGAGCGAAAAGUCCUCAUCAUCUUCAAUGCUCCCAGCCUCCAGGACCGGCUACGCUUCACAUCUGAUCUACGAGAGUCCAUUGCCGAGGUGCAGGAGAUGGAGAAAUACCGUGUGGAGUCGGAACUGGAGAAGCAGAAAGGUAUGAUGCGGCCUAAUGCCUCACAGCCUGGAGGGACCAAAGACUCAGUGAAUGGGACACUGGCCCGCAGUAGCCUGGAGGACACUUACGGGGCAGGCGAUGGGCUCAAACGGGGUGCACUCAGCAGUUCCCUGCGAGAUCUCUCUGAUGCAGGGAAGCGGGGGCGGCGUAACAGCGUGGGAUCGCUGGACAGCACCAUCGAAGGGUCUGUUAUUAGCAGUCCACGCCCUCACCAGAGGAUGCCACCUCCGCCCCCACCCCCGCCGCCAGAGGAGUACAAGAGCCAGAGGCCCGUCUCCAACUCCUCAUCCUUCCUGGGCUCCCUAUUUGGAAGCAAGCGGGGCAAGGGGCCCUUCCAGAUGCCACCACCACCAACAGGCCAGGCCUCUGCUUCCUCUUCAUCUGCUUCUUCCACCCACCACCACCACCACCAUCACCACCACGGUCACAGUCAUGGUGGCCUGGGGGUGCUGCCUGAUGGGCAGUCCAAGCUCCAGGCCCUGCAUGCCCAGUAUUGCCAAGGACCAGGCCCUGCCCCACCGCCUUACCUCCCACCCCAGCAACCCCCUCUACCCCCACCUCCUCAGCAGCCCCCACCCCUACCCCAACUGGGCUCCAUUCCACCACCUCCCGCCUCAGCUCCACCCGUGGGCCCACAUCGCCACUUCCAUGCACAUGGUCCAGUCCCAGGCCCCCAGCACUAUACCUUGGGCCGGCCAGGCAGGGCUCCCAGACGAGGGGCAGGAGGACACCCUCAGUUUGCCCCACAUGGCCGCCACCCCCUACACCAGCCUACAUCCCCAUUGCCCCUGUACAGUCCUGCCCCUCAGCACCCUCCAGCCCACAAGCAGGGCCCCAAGCACUUCAUCUUCAGUCACCACCCACAGAUGAUGCCAGCAUCAGGGGCAGCUGGGGGCCCUGGAUCUCGUCCACCCGGAGGCUCCUACUCCCACCCUCAUCACCCACAGCCCUCACCCCACACCCCACACUCACCCCUGCCACCCACUUCACCCCAUGGCCCACUGCACGCCUCUGGGCCCCCUGGCACGGCCAAUCCACCCACUGCAAACCCCAAGGCCAAGCCAAGUCGGAUCAGCACGGUGGUCUGA